Trichoderma atroviride IMI 206040 is the source of this 792-nucleotide messenger RNA. RefSeq lists its product as uncharacterized. The record is from RefSeq and is a predicted model, not a curated record. Lineage: Eukaryota; Fungi; Ascomycota; Sordariomycetes; Hypocreales; Hypocreaceae.
AUGCAUUUUAUACUUGCUGUGCCCUUGAGCUUCGCCGGCUUGGCGCUAGCUGUUUCCAAUCCUUCGGGUCAGAAAGUGACCAGCUCGGCAGCUUUUAGCAGUGGAGCAGGAAACAACAACAAUGCCAAUAUCUUUGAUGGCACUGGAAAUGGCGGAUCAGACACUUAUAGGUGUUACUAUGGCGGCUGGCAAAGCUUCCCUCCCGUCUCCGAAUGGAUCGAGUUUGAUGCGAUGUGGAACAACUCCAAGACUGCCAUGGCGCAGUCGUGUGCCAACUUGGGAAUUGGAUCUUGCUCAAAUGGCGCCGGUGCUUUUGGACCUGGCAACAGUGGAGAGCAGACUGGCUUAAUCUGGAAUGCCAUUCAGCAAGUUGCCCAGACGUCUUUGGUUGACCAUCGAUUCAUUCUCGCAACAAUUUUGCAAGAGUCUAUUGGCUGUGUCAAUGUUUGCCCGAGCACCAACCCAGAUCCUUCUCAGCCAGAUAACCCCGGCUUGAUGCAGUCUGACGGCGGAGCAACAUUUGUGGGAAAUUCAGCCAGCGAUUCAUCUCAGCAGUCUAGCAUUACUCAAAUGGUCAUCGAUGGAACCCAGGGAACUUCCCUUGGCGAUGGCCUUGUUCAGUGCAUAAACCAAUAUGGAAACAUCUAUGAAGCUGCUCGCUGCUACAACUCGGGCUCAGUUAACAGCGGAAAUUUGAACGAUGGCGAGGGUGCCACGGCGUCAUAUGUCAAUGAUAUUGCCAAUCGGAUGACUGGCUGGCUCUACUCUGACAGCAAGUUCAACCAAUGUUAA